Prosopis cineraria is the source of this 740-nucleotide messenger RNA. RefSeq lists its product as uncharacterized. The coding region runs from base 1 to 492 and encodes 163 amino acids. Lineage: Eukaryota; Viridiplantae; Streptophyta; Magnoliopsida; Fabales; Fabaceae. The record is from RefSeq and is a predicted model, not a curated record. The transcript is spliced from 4 exons. Gene Ontology annotation, biological process: anaphase-promoting complex-dependent catabolic process; protein ubiquitination; positive regulation of mitotic metaphase/anaphase transition. Gene Ontology annotation, molecular function: ubiquitin protein ligase activity; zinc ion binding; cullin family protein binding. Gene Ontology annotation, cellular component: nucleus; anaphase-promoting complex.
AUGCUGUCAUUAGAAGUUAGAACUUCAUCGUCUUCAUCUGUUCAGCUCCUAUUGGCGUCGGCAUCUCUCUCUUCCGUCGAACAGGUCUUUAAUCCUCACUCCGUCUUCCACCCAACCUGCAUUAUCACAACCUUUGGUUUGCAGAAUGUUUUGCUUGACUCAGCUUUCUGUCUGGAUUUCCUCUGGGCUUCCAAAAAGAGUAUGUUCUCUUUCUAUCUUGAAGAUCUGUUAUGUAAAAUUUUGGCUUCUAACUUGUCAUGGCAUGCUAUUGCAUCAUGGACAUGGGAUGCUCAGGAUGAAACAUGUGGGAUUUGUAGGAUGGCUUUUGAUGGCUGUUGCCCAGACUGUAAACAUCCCGGGGAUGACUGCCCUUUGAUUUGGGGUGCAUGCAAUCAUGCUUUUCAUUUGCACUGUAUACUGAAAUGGGUGAAUUCUCAGACUUCACAAGCUCAUUGCCCAAUGUGCCGUCGGGAAUGGCAGUUUAAAGAAUGAGAGAAUGAUUUAUACACUUUGAACUGUGUGUCUCUCAUCAGCCUAUAGUUUUAGAUACUGCGACAUUAAAAAAUGGUUGUAGCAACCAUUGUUAAAGAACAACAUUGAAUGAGUGAGAUCAAGUGGAACUCUUGUUAGUUUAAGGAUUUUCUUUUCUUUUCUUUUUGUUUUUUUUUUUUGGGUGAAAAGUAGUUUCACAUUUUUAAUUUGAGUAGUAAUAACAAAGCUAGAAGAACCAGUGUCCAACA